Messenger RNA from Carassius gibelio (silver crucian carp), 1118 nucleotides. RefSeq lists its product as uncharacterized. The transcript is spliced from 6 exons. Bases 147 to 800 code for a protein of 217 amino acids. The record is from RefSeq and is a predicted model, not a curated record. NCBI's taxonomy places the organism in Eukaryota, Metazoa, Chordata, Actinopteri, Cypriniformes, Cyprinidae.
CAUCACCUUGGAACAUGGGGAAGCGUGGUCUGACUAUUGACAGAAAAGGAAGUACAGAAGAGGAAAGAAAACCAGCAUUUUUCACCAUCAGAGGGUGAUAAACGAUUCUGACAGCUAUGUGCAAAUACUAAAUCGUUGCAGGUGUGAUGGAGCUGCAGCAGCAUUUUUCUGUGUCCGUCAAUGAUAAUGAAGAAAUUGAAGGAAAUGCAGAGAAGGGGAAUAUGCAGAAAAAUUGUGAUGCUGGAGCAGAAGAUCUUGAUCAAAGUCUUCAGCUUUCACCUACUGCACACCGUGGAACUAUAACCAGUACAACACUGCUCUCAGAACACCAUGAAAGAAAGUGUGUGUUUUUACUGUUUGCUGUGAACAUUCUUAUCUCAGCCAUCAUCCUUGUCAUUGUGAGUCUAAAUUACUCUCACAACAGAGAAACACAACCAAUAAAAGGACAAAAAGAAAUGUGGCUUCUCCGUGACGAUGUGUUUUAUUUGUUCUGGAGUGACCAAAUUGAUUGCUGCGCUGCUGAGCGCUUCUGCUCUGAGAGAAACGCCAGUCUGGCCGUUUUAACUGAGCAUAACAAGGUCUGGUUGAUGUCUAGGACCAAUGGAAAGCAAUUUUUGGUCUCAAGAGCCUCAUCAGAAGGAUCUGGAGACACUGCUUCUCUCUCAGUGGAAAAUGAAAAUUGUGAGUGUGGCAUCAUAACCGAAGAUGUUGACACAGACCAUGGAGAAGGAUUUGUGUGUGAAAGGAGUGUGAAUCCCGGUCAGAAAUUGUACAGACUUCAACAUCUUUUGAAGCUGUAAUGGAUAUACUGGACAGCUCCUUGGCCCAAAGUUCAGCUUCCAGACAUUAUGCAUGUGCUGUACUUCAUUUAUCCUGUUUUAUUUUAUUAAAACUCUUCUCUGUAAACACUAGACAGAAUAGCUGUAUUGUCUUCAGAAGUUCCAGAUAAGAGGUUGUCUCCAUUCAAGGAUUUCAAUUACAUUUUUAAAAAGCGUUAAUUUUCUCUUAUAUAAUUCUCUUUUUCUUGUUUUGAAAACACUUGUUUUCUAUGUGGAUGGAAUUAGUGAGAUCUUUGCCUGUGUCUAAGGUUAUUCAAUAAAUAAAUGUAAAUCAAUUUA